GAGGGCGGGCAGGGCUGCACCGGCCCGGGCUCCGCCGCGCCGGUCUCCCGCGCCCCUGCAUCCCCGGGCCGGAGCCGGGGCCCCGCCAGCAUCUCGGCUUCCCGUGACAUCCCGCGGCCGCGGCGGGCAGGGGAGGCUGCAGGGAGUGGGGAGUCACAUUUUCAGUUCCUGUCAGAGCCAGGAGCAGUUGGAAAAGAAAGCUGUGCUCUUUGACAACCCCUGCAGGCAUUGGCCCAUUCUCUCGCCCAGAUGGACCUUGAUGUGGUGAACAUGUUUGUGAUUGCUGGAGGGACGCUGGCCAUCCCGAUCCUGGCAUUCGUGGCCUCCUUUCUCCUGUGGCCUUCAGCGUUGAUAAGAAUCUACUACUGGUACUGGCGGAGGACGCUGGGCAUGCAGGUUCGCUAUGUGUACCACGAAGACUAUCAGUUCUGCUACUCCUUCCGGGGCAGGCCUGGGCACAAGCCGUCCAUCCUCAUGCUCCAUGGCUUCUCUGCACACAAGGACAUGUGGCUCAGCGUGGUCAAGUUCCUUCCAAAGAACCUGCACUUGGUCUGUGUAGACAUGCCAGGACACGAAGGCACCACCCGCUCCUCCUUGGAUGACCUGUCCAUAGAUGGACAGGUCAAGAGGAUCCAUCAGUUUGUAGAGUGCCUAAAGUUGAACAAGAAGCCCUUCCACCUUGUGGGUACCUCGAUGGGCGGCCACGUGGCUGGAGUAUAUGCUGCUUACUACCCGUCAGACAUCUGCAGCCUGAGUCUGGUGUGUCCCGCGGGCCUGCAGUAUUCAACUGACAAUCAGUUUGUACAGCGGCUCAAAGAGUUGCAGGAACCAGAAGACGUGCAGAAGAUUCCCUUGAUCCCAUCUACCCCAGAAGAGAUGAGCGAAAUGCUCCAGCUCUGCUCCUAUGUCCGUUUCAAGGUGCCCCAGCAGAUCCUGCAAGGCCUUGUUGAUGUCCGAAUCCCUCAUAACAACUUCUACCGGAAGUUGUUUUUGGAAAUCGUCAGUGAGAAGUCCAGAUACUGUCUGCAUCAGAACAUGGACAAGAUAAAGGUCCCCACACUGAUCAUCUGGGGGAAACAAGACCAGGUACUUGAUGUGUCUGGAGCAGACAUACUGGCCAAGUCAAUCAACAACUGCCAGGUGGAACUUCUGGAAAACUGUGGGCAUUCAGUGGUCAUGGAGAGACCCAGGAAGACAGCCAAGCUCAUCACCGACUUUUUAGCUUUUGUGCACAACACAGACAACAACAAGAAACUGGACUGAUACCCAAACAGCAGCUUGCAUUCUGCACACAGCAUCCGCACCUGUCCCCAAAACCUGAUGCGGCCACCAACCACUCUCAGGGAUCCUGCCCCAAAUGCAGCGGUGUGCCAGCAUCCCUGAGGAACCCAGUUCCCAUUCCUCUUCCCCUUCCUCUUGGUUCCACAGAGCUUCAGCAUCCCCAGAUCUUUUUCCCAAGAUCUGGAAAUCUCCAAGAUCUUUUUCUCAAUGUGGAAACUCACUUGGAACAAAAUAAGAAAACCCAGGCCUGAAAUCUCCCGAGAAGUCUUCAAGUUUGUGUCACUGACAAGUUUGUGCUGAGCGGCCACCCUGAACCAUGAUCAUCAAGGACGUUUUCUUUUAAGACAUUCCCUGCACACUGAGAUGUGAGAUGUUUUCGUUGCUUCAGGCAUAUUCCCGUGCAUGGCCAAUGGCUUCUGUAGGAGCGCGGUCCUCAGUCACUGCUCCCCUCCCUUAGGUCUCAUUUAAAUAAGUUUUGCGCAGAGGUCCAUAUGUAAACACAGUCUGUCAACCACAGAACCACGGAGGAAGACGGCAGAUUGCGAGAGCGGUGCCUGCCUUUUCCCAUUGUUAGAGCAUGUAUGUAUGAACACUGCUCUGGAGAGACCUGCCCUGGAACUGUCUAGGCAGCAAGAUGCUUGGGUGGAUGAGUUGGCGCUCAUGAGUCAGCUGUGCUGAGGGAACCUGGAUGCAGAGUGGGGAACACCAGAUAGGUUGGGUUUCCUACGAAUCAUUAUAUUUUAAAAUAGGACUAAUAAGGGCCAGGAAUUUAGCUCAGUGGCAUAAGUGCCUGCCUUGUAAGCACAAGGUUGUGAGUUCGAUCCCUGGUACCAAAAAAAAAAAAAAAAUAUAUAUAUAUAUAGGACUAAUAAAGCAAUAACACUCUAGACAUCUAUCUAAAUAAUCUGAUUUGAGUUCCACACUAAAGCAGCUUGUAGGCCUCUUUCCUAUUUUGCUGUGCUCCUGAAAACCCUUGGAUGUAACAUACUAACUUGUUAAUGAAUUCUGUGAAUUCUGUGAACAGUAAUGUGAUUGAAAAUAAGUCUAAACAGCUGUAAAAGUGACCACAAGGAUGUGAAAUAAGUUUUAGUAAGUCUAGAUCAGCAACUUUUAGAUGGUUCCUACUUUGGAGCUCCUAGUUAAGUACAAUGUUGGUAGAUUUUCUAUUAACUUUAAAAUGUGUUUUUAAAAGUAAGCCUUUCUUUGGCCCCCAAGUGGAGCUGUGGAAAAAAAAUAAAUAAAUAAAAAAGUAAGGCUUUCAGGCUGGGCAUGUGGCUCAGGGGCAGAGCACUUGCCUGGCAUGUGCACGGCUGUGGGUUCAGUUGUCAGCUUUACAAAGUAAAAAUACAAAUGAAGAUGUGUUGUACAGGUGUUGCAAGCUUUUGCUUAUAAGUUAGUUUCAUUUUAAGAAAUCAUGUUUAUAGGUGAGUGUGGUAGCUCACACCUAUGAUCCAAGCACCCUGGGUGGCUAGGGCAAGAGGUUCACAAGUUCGAGCCCAGGGAGGAACUUAGUGACUUAGCAAGAUCUUGUCUCAAAAAAAUGUAAAUAAAAGAUUGAGAAUGUAGCUCAGUGACUUGGAUUCAAACUUCAGUGUCCUCCCCCCAAAAAUCAUCUUGCAGGUUUUAUUCAACUGAAAUAUAUCAAAACCAGAAGUCAUCAAA
Messenger RNA from Cavia porcellus (domestic guinea pig), 2943 nucleotides. It is a transcript of the gene Abhd6, whose product is annotated as abhydrolase domain containing 6, acylglycerol lipase. The record is from RefSeq and is a predicted model, not a curated record. The transcript is spliced from 10 exons. Bases 250 to 1263 code for a protein of 337 amino acids. Gene Ontology annotation, molecular function: monoacylglycerol lipase activity. Gene Ontology annotation, biological process: acylglycerol catabolic process. Gene Ontology annotation, cellular component: mitochondrion. Lineage: Eukaryota; Metazoa; Chordata; Mammalia; Rodentia; Caviidae.